GGAAAUUGCAAGUGUGCGCAAAAUCAGAACAAUUGCAAAAUUUUCCUAAACGGAAAGCAAGAAAAAACAAGCAAGUGAUUGGAGGAUAAUAUGAGUAAUGCUAUUAACCAAAAUGGCACAGGUCUAGAGCAGCAAGUUGCUGGUCUGGACUUGAAUGGCGGCUCGGCUAACUAUAGCGGCCCCAUAACAAGCAAGACUUCCACUAAUUCGGUCACUGGUGGCGUUUAUGUGCCCCCGCAUCUUCGAGGUGGUGGUGGCAACAACAACGCGGACGUAGACAAUCAGGGCCAGGGCUUUGAUUCAGGUGCCGCACCCCGUCAGGAUAACAGGGACCAGCAGCAGCAGCAGCAGCAACGCGGCGGUGAAUAUCGUCGAGGUGAUCGCGGCGGUAAUCGCGGCUUUAAUCGCCAGAGCGGCGACUACGGAAGUUUUGGCAGCGGAGGAGGCGGAGGCGGAGGUAGGCGUGGCGGUGGCAAUCGCUACGAGGACAACUAUAACGGUGAUUUCGACUCUCGCCGCGGCGGCGACUGGAAUCGCGGUGGUGGUCGCAGUUUUGGGGAUAGACGCGGACCAUCUUACCGUGGUGGCGGCGCCGGUGGCGCUGGUGCCGGUGGCAACGGUCUCAAUGAACAAUCGGAGGAGGCACAGCAGCCACGCAAUGAUCGCUGGCAGGAGCCGGAACGCCCAAUUGGCUACGAUGGUGGCUCAUCUGAAGGUGGCGGACCCGGCGGCGGCGGUGGCAACAGAAGCUAUAACAAUCGCGGAGGCGGCGGCGGCGGUGGCUACAACAAUCGCUGGAAGGAGGGCGGCGGCGGCGGAGGACCCAACACCGAUUACACAAAACUGGGAGCACGCGACGAGCGUUUGGAGCAAGAGCUCUUUGGGGUGGGCAAUACGGGCAUCAAUUUUGACAAAUACGAGGAUAUACCCGUGGAGGCGACGGGCCAAAAUGUCCCGCCUCAUAUCACAACGUUCGAUGACGUGCAGCUGACGGAGAUCAUACGAAACAAUGUGAAUUUGGCGCGUUAUGACAAACCGACGCCGGUGCAAAAAUACGCCAUACCGAUCAUAAUCAGUGGCCGGGAUCUGAUGGCCUGUGCCCAGACCGGUUCUGGCAAAACGGCCGCAUUUCUGGUGCCAAUCUUGAAUCAGAUGUACGAGCACGGACUGUCGGCACCGCCGCAAAGCAAUCGGCAAUAUAGCCGACGCAAACAGUAUCCGCUGGGCCUGGUGCUGGCACCAACCCGUGAGCUGGCCACACAAAUCUUUGAGGAGGCCAAAAAGUUCGCCUAUCGCUCUCGCAUGCGUCCAGCUGUGCUCUACGGUGGUAAUAAUACCAGCGAGCAAAUGCGUGAACUGGAUCGCGGUUGCCAUUUGAUAGUGGCAACACCUGGACGCUUGGAGGAUAUGAUAACACGCGGCAAGGUCGGAUUGGAGAAUAUACGUUUCCUUGUCUUGGAUGAGGCCGAUCGUAUGUUGGACAUGGGCUUUGAGCCACAAAUUCGUCGCAUUGUCGAGCAGCUGAAUAUGCCGCCGACCGGUCAGCGACAGACGUUGAUGUUCUCGGCGACAUUCCCAAAGCAAAUCCAGGAGCUGGCCAGUGAUUUUCUCAGCAAUUAUAUAUUCUUGGCUGUGGGACGUGUCGGCUCCACUUCGGAGAAUAUAACGCAGACCAUAUUGUGGGUAUAUGAUCAGGAUAAGCGAUCAUAUUUGCUCGAUCUGCUGUCAUCGAUAAGGAAUGGACCCGAGUACUCCAAGGACAAUCUGACGCUUAUCUUUGUGGAGACAAAGAAGGGAGCCGAUUCUCUAGAGGAAUUCCUCUAUCAAUGCGAUCAUCCGGUGACCAGCAUUCACGGUGAUCGCACACAAAAGGAACGCGAGGAGGCGUUGCGCUGUUUCCGUUCCGGAGAUUGCCCCAUUUUGGUAGCCACCGCGGUGGCGGCACGUGGCCUGGACAUUCCGCAUGUGACACAUGUUAUUAACUUUGAUCUGCCCACCGAUGUGGAGGAGUAUGUGCAUCGCAUUGGCCGUACUGGUCGCAUGGGUAAUCUCGGUGUUGCCACAUCAUUUUUCAACGAUAAGAAUCGCAACAUUUGCUCCGAUCUGCUGGAGCUGCUCAUCGAGACCAAGCAGGAGAUACCCGGCUUUCUGGAGGAGAUGCUUAGCUCGGAUCGCGGUCACGGUGGUGCCAAGCGUCGCGGUGGUGGCGCCGGUGCUCGCUAUGGCGGCGCUGGCUUUGGAUCACGCGAUUACCGUACUACUUCUGGCGGUGGCAGCGGCGGACGAAGCGCUGGUCUCGGCAGCGGCGGCGGUGGUGGUGGUGGACGCGGCAGUGGCUCUGGAGGCGGCGGCGGUGGUGGCAACUAUCGUAGCAAUGGCAAUUCGUAUGGUAAGUUUGGUGGAAGCUCUGGAGGCGGCGCUUAUGGCGGUGGUUCCUAUGGUGGCUCCUAUGGCGGUGGCGGCGGCGGUGGCUCACACUCAAACAAUGGCCCAGAUUGGUGGGGUCAAUGAGCAAGGCCUGUAAGCCAACAGCAAGGCGGCAAGCAACAACAAAAACAGCAACAACAACAACGUCAACAACAUCCUGACUGUCGUCACUAUUAAAUGAAAACAAAAAAAAAACAAAACAAAACACAGAAAAUAGGAAACGUAAAGAAUAGAAACAGAGGAUAGAAUAGCAUAUAAAACAAAAAGAAAAGAAACAGAGCCUCAAGCAGAAACAUUUUGAACCGAUAACAACUUUAUUAUAUUUGCAUAUUAUAUGUAACUAUAUAUAUAUCAACUAUAUAUAUAUAUAUAGCGGCAGCAAAUGUUAAAGAGAAACUGUCUGUGCGCAGCGCAAACAUACACACACACACUCACACACACAUCAAUACCCACACCCAACACCCAACAUACACAUUUACAAUAGCAAAAACAUUACAAAUAAAAAAUUGUUUAAAAAUAACACAUAUAUACAAUGUGCAUAUAUGAACAAGAACAACCGCAGCAAAUUACAAACAUUUAAUUGUAGUUUAUAAAACACGCGACUAAAACUAAUACAGCAACAACAAAUUACAAAUAUGCUAGAGCUAAGAGGGCGACA
Molecule: messenger RNA, 3085 nt
Organism: Drosophila innubila
Lineage: Eukaryota; Metazoa; Arthropoda; Insecta; Diptera; Drosophilidae
Gene: bel
Product: ATP-dependent RNA helicase bel
Exons: 4
Coding region: 91-2511 (806 amino acids)
Biological process (GO): gamete generation; cell differentiation
Cellular component (GO): P granule; nucleus
Molecular function (GO): ATP binding; RNA binding; RNA helicase activity
Source: RefSeq, a predicted model, not a curated record